Messenger RNA from Strongylus vulgaris, 344 nucleotides. The record is from the annotation of a GenBank genome assembly. Lineage: Eukaryota; Metazoa; Nematoda; Chromadorea; Rhabditida; Strongylidae.
AUGCUAUCACAGAAAUGCAAGAAGAGUAUUGAAUUAAUUCGAUCCCAAAACAAGGGAUGCCUGUCUGUAUCUGUGGAAGAUCUUCUAGCAGCUGCAGCAGAGCCCCCACGCAAAGGAGAGACUUUGAAUGAACAACUGGACAGGCUAUCUGAUGCAUUCGAUGCUGUUCAAAGGUAUCUGGAGCAGUAUUCACUAGAAGACGGGCACAAUUCACCUAUUCCUGACAUUCAAGAUGAUGCAUCUGACAUCCACUCAACAGUGACAAGUUCAUCAUUUUCCACGCGCAGGUGGGCAAUUUUCUUUCUUGGAUUUAUUUUAAUCAAUACGAUCACUCUGUUUUAGCA